Messenger RNA from Habropoda laboriosa, 1192 nucleotides. It is a transcript of the gene ITP, whose product is annotated as ion transport peptide-like. The coding region runs from base 447 to 1124 and encodes 225 amino acids. Gene Ontology annotation, molecular function: neuropeptide hormone activity. The transcript has 4 exons. Gene Ontology annotation, biological process: circadian rhythm. NCBI's taxonomy places the organism in Eukaryota, Metazoa, Arthropoda, Insecta, Hymenoptera, Apidae. Gene Ontology annotation, cellular component: extracellular region. The record is from RefSeq and is a predicted model, not a curated record.
AGAGAAAGAGAAGAGAGAAAAAGUGAGAACAAGGGGCGGACGUUAGGGCGGGGGUAGGGAGAAAGGAAAAGAUAAAGAUGGUGAUGAUAACAACGAUGGUAGUAAUAAUAAAAAUUACUUUGUAAGGGAAAGUUUGCGCGAAAAGCAGAUUAGACUAGAUGUCAACGAGAAAUAUCGUACAAAAAAUAGAAAUAGACAAGGCAGGGUAGCGAGCAGGGUGAAGCAGGGUAGAGAAACAAUAGAGAGAGAGGAGGGAGGGGGAGAGAGAGGAGGAGAAGAGAAGAGAAGAGAAGAGAAGAGAAGAGAAGAGAAGAGAAGAGAAGAGAAGAAAGUGGAAAUUAAACAGAGGCUAGAAAGCGUGUUGAAAGGGAUUUAAACUAUUUAACAGACGGCAACAAGUGAGAAAAAGUGACGAAGAAACGGUGAAAACGAACGUUCUAAAUACUAUGCAUCGACAACAGAGACUUCGCUCGUCGUCGUCGUCGUCGUCGUCGUCGUCGUCGUCAUCGUUAGCGUUGCCAUUCUCAACGUCUCGGUCAUCCAUCCCAACUGCACCGCUAUCACCAACAGCGUCGAUGUCGUCUCUGACAAUGUCUACGUCACCCUCAACGUCCUCAUCUUCGUCGCCGUCGCCAUCUACCUUUUUACCAUCGUCAGCGACGUGGUCAACGUCCAACCUGUCGACGUAUUCGUGGAGCGUACAACAAACCUCGUGUUCGAGGUUAUCUUCGUUACCAAGCGAUUCGUCGAUCGUUCCAACCGUAUCGAUACCCUGCCCGAGACUUGUCUCUGUAUUAGCCUGGUCGGUGACACUGUUACUCGUCUCGUCUUGUAUCGGCCUAACGGAUGCUGGCAUCUUGAACGGACAUCCUUUGGGUAAAAGGUCGUUUAUCGAUAUCCAAUGUAAGGGUAUAUACGACAAGAGCAUCUUCGCCCGGCUGGAUCGCAUUUGCGAGGAUUGUUACAACCUAUUCCGGGAACCUCAGUUGCAUCAGUUGUGCAGGAAAAACUGCUUUACGUCAGACUACUUCAAAGGAUGCUUAGACGUGCUACUGUUGCAAGACGAGGUAGAGAAGAUCCAAACAUGGAUCAAACAACUUCACGGAGCGGAACCCGGGGUUUAGGCAAGACUGCUUUGGUACGCAAUACUUUACAAGCUGUAUUCAAGCGUUGCUGCUCGAAGACGAGAAGG